Molecule: messenger RNA, 1141 nt
Organism: Gorilla gorilla gorilla (western lowland gorilla)
Lineage: Eukaryota; Metazoa; Chordata; Mammalia; Primates; Hominidae
Gene: RPS19BP1
Product: ribosomal protein S19 binding protein 1
Exons: 4
Coding region: 331-741 (136 amino acids)
Cellular component (GO): nucleolus
Molecular function (GO): enzyme binding
Source: RefSeq, a predicted model, not a curated record
CCCGCCACGGAGCCACGAGACCCGAGAGAAUUGGCCAACCCGGCGGAGCAGGUUGCGGACGGCUUCCGGGGAAGGAGGGGACUGAGCGCCAGGAGCCAGGUAGAUUGGGAUUGAAUAACAAAUGUGUCUUUCUGCGCCUUGGACCCGCCUCCAGUUUCCGCCCCUUCUUCCGUUCAAGUGUAAACCCCUAACGCAUGCGUCCUAAGAAAGAUGGGCACUUCCGCCCAUCCCCCUCCGGAACCGUCUGUUCGGGCUCGGGUUUCCGCCGAGACGACAAGGACUGCCAGGUCGGAAGUAGUGUGAGGCUCGUGGGCGGAGCCAAGCGCAGCCAUGUCCGCCGCCCUGCUGCGGCGGGGCCUGGAGCUGCUGGCGGCGUCCGAGGCCCCUCGGGACCCUCCAGGUCAGGCCAAGCCGAGAGGGGCUCCGGUGAAACGGCCCCGGAAGACGAAGGCAAUUCAGGUCCAGAAACUGCGGAACUCGGCCAAGGGAAAGGUGCCCAAGUCGGCACUGGACGAGUACCGGAAGCGAGAGUGUCGAGACCACCUCAAAGUAAACCUGAAGUUUCUGACCAGGACGAGAAGCACCGUGGCUGAGUCUGUGAGCCAGCAGAUUUUGCGCCAGAACAGGGGCCGCAAGGCCUGUGACCGGCCUGUGGCCAAGACCAAGAAGAAGAAGGCUGAGGGCACCGUGUUCACCGAGGAAGACUUCCAGAAGUUCCAGCAGGAAUACUUCGGCAGCUAGGCUCCCUGGAGGGCACGGUGAAGAGGCCUUCAAGCCCUGCAGCCUCCGACUCCUGCUGACUCCAGGAACCGGCCGUGCCGCGCGGCCAGCAGAUGGCGAUGCAGGACCAGCCUGGCUCGAGGAAGCCGCGGAGCUGGAGCCGAGUGGAGGCUGGAAUGGAGCUGGUGGGCCGGAAGUCCUGGGGAGGAUUUACACACAGACCGGAGCUGGCUUCCGCAGGCCUGGGCAGAGCAUCUGCACCUGCCGGAAAGGAACGUAUCUGUUUUGUUUGCUUUUGCCCAGGUGGGGCCUCUGGGCUGUUUGAUGUGGAGCAAGGCUAAUUCCUGAGCCCUUGGGGACGACAGCUCCAGGAGUAGGAAGAAGGGUGGGCUUCCAAGUUAUAAUAAAUGUGAACCCAAGA